This is a messenger RNA of Adineta ricciae, 327 nucleotides long. The record is from the annotation of a GenBank genome assembly. NCBI's taxonomy places the organism in Eukaryota, Metazoa, Rotifera, Eurotatoria, Adinetida, Adinetidae.
AUGUUUUUUGUUCAGAAACCCACGAAAUAUCUAGCAAAACAUUUUUACAUCACCGUUGAUACUUCAAAUGGGAUAUAUACUGCAAACAAUGUGCGAAAAACGAAUGAAUCGAUCUAUACAAAUCAAGCUAUUCGUGUAAACCUUGCGAAACUCGUAGAAGUACUUGAAGAAGAUAAACUGCGUAUUGAUAUAAAAACACGUGUUGUUGGUAGUAGUACAAACGAAACAGUAGAGGCUGAUCCUCUAUGGGAAGCAUGGAGAGACAAAUUGUAUAGGUCUAUAGUGUCACCACGUGGCUGUCCAGCUCGUAAACUAUACACAAGAUAA